Molecule: messenger RNA, 1737 nt
Organism: Leptosomus discolor (cuckoo roller)
Lineage: Eukaryota; Metazoa; Chordata; Aves; Leptosomiformes; Leptosomidae
Source: RefSeq, a predicted model, not a curated record
CACGGGCUGCGCCUCUUCACGCUGGAGCGGUCAUGCUGCUAUGAGGCCCUGCUGCUAGACGAGGAGCGCGGCCGCCUCUUCGCCGGCGCCCAGAACCAUGUCCUGUCCCUGGCCCUGGACAACAUCAGCCAUCGGGACAGGAAGAUCUAUUGGCCGGCACCAGUGGAGUGGAGGGAGGAGUGCAACUGGGCCGGCAAGGACAUCACCGCCGAGUGCAUGAACUUUGUGAAGAUCUUACACCCCUACAACCGCACCCACCUGUAUGCCUGCGGCACUGGUGCCUUCCAUCCCGUCUGCGCCUUCGUGGAGGCUGGCCAGCAUGCAGAGGAGCCUGUCUUCAAGCUGGAUGCCCAGCAGGCUGAGGACGGCAAAGGGAAGAGCCCCUACGACCCCCGGCAUACAGCUGCCUCUGUCCUCGUGGGAGAGGAGCUCUACUCGGGGGUGGCCACUGAUCUGAUGGGCCGUGACUUUACCAUCUUCCGCAGCCUGGGCCAGCGUCCCUCCAUCCGCACUGAGCAGCACGACUCCCGCUGGCUCAACGAGCCCAAGUUCGUGGCCGUUUUUUGGGUGCCGGAGAGCGAGGACCCCGACGAUGACAAGAUCUACUUCUUCUUCCGUGAGACAGCGGUGGAGCGGCAGCAGGGGCUGGGCAAGACCAGCUUUGCCCGCAUCGGCCAGAUCUGCCGGAACGAUGUGGGUGGGCAGCGCAGUCUGGUGAACAAGUGGACAACCUUCCUGAAGGCUCGGCUCAUCUGUGCUGUGCCGGGACCAGACGGGGCGGACACUCACUUUGAUGAGCUCCGGGAUGUCUUUCUGCUGCAGACAAGGGACAAGCGCAACCCCCUGGUCUACGCUGUCUUCUCCACGUCCAGCUCCGUUUUCCAGGGCUCCGCCGUCUGCAUCUAUACCAUGGCUGACAUUCGCCGGGCUUUCCUGGGCCCCUUCGCACAUAAGGAAGGUCCCAACUACCAGUGGGUGUCAUACCAGGGGCGCGUGCCGUACCCCCGCCCAGGCAUGUGCCCCAGCAAAACCUUCGGCACCUUCGGCUCCACCAAGGACUUCCCAGAUGACGUGAUCCAGUUUGCUCGGCACCACCCGCUGAUGUACAACCCGGUGCUGCCCCACGGCCAGCGCCCCCUCUUCCUGCAAGUGGUGACCCUGGGGCCAAGGGCUGAGGGGAGAGCUGGGGGAUGCUGGGGCCGGGACAUCUGGCCUCACCCCUCCCUGCCUGCAGACAUGGGCACGGUGCUGAAGGUGGUCUCAGUGCCCAAGGAGAGCUGGCACCACAUGGAACCGCUGCUGCUGGAGGAGCUGCAGAUCUUCCAGGAUGCCUCCCCCAUCACCAGCCUGCAGCUCUCCUCCAAGCGGCAACAGCUCUAUGCCGGCUCGGCUGUGGCGCUGGCCCAACUGCCACUGCACCGCUGCAGUGCCUACGGCAAAGCCUGUGCUGAGUGCUGCCUGGCCCGGGACCCGUACUGCGCCUGGGAUGGCACCGCCUGCACCCGAUAUGUGCCGAACACCAAAAGGCGUUUCCGACGGCAGGAUGUCCGCAACGGUGACCCCAAUGUGCUUUGCUCUGAAGGUGAGCCGGGACCGGACCCCUGGCGGGGCAACGUGCCUCAGAAACAGCUCUACGGGGUGGAGGGCAGCACCACUUUCCUGGAGUGUGUCCCCAAAUCCCUGCAAGCCCAUGUCCUCUGGACGUACCAGCGCACCCCAGAUGACCCCCAGCGAGAG